Balaenoptera musculus (blue whale) is the source of this 4567-nucleotide messenger RNA. It is a transcript of the gene RIN3, whose product is annotated as Ras and Rab interactor 3. Lineage: Eukaryota; Metazoa; Chordata; Mammalia; Artiodactyla; Balaenopteridae. The transcript is spliced from 9 exons. Gene Ontology annotation, cellular component: cytosol; endocytic vesicle. Gene Ontology annotation, molecular function: small GTPase binding; guanyl-nucleotide exchange factor activity. The coding region runs from base 344 to 3244 and encodes 966 amino acids. Gene Ontology annotation, biological process: vesicle-mediated transport; signal transduction. The record is from RefSeq and is a predicted model, not a curated record.
CGGCCCCGCGGGCGCGGCUGCCGGGGUUUCCGUGUGCCCCAGGGGGGCUCCGGGCUGCGAGCCGCCGCCGAAAGGCUUUUGACAAAAAAACCUCUUGACCACCAAGGCCAGCCUCUUCCUGAAAGCCCCGCUCGCUCCGAUACAGGAAGUAGAGGGAGCGAGCGCCCCAGAGCGUGGCGGCCGCGGCGGCUGUGGCUUCCCGACUGCGCGCGGGGCUGGCGGCGGUAUCCGCGCGGGCCCUUCCCCAGGGCGGCGCCAGGGGCAUGCGGGCGCCCGGGGCUCCGCGGCCGGCGCCGCCCAGUGCCUGAGCCCCUGCGUUCACCGUCCCGGAGCUGCUGGCGGCAUGAUCCGACGCGCCGGGGCGCCCGAGUGCGCGGACCCCGCGGGUCCUAUUCCAGAUGUUGGCAAAGGAAAGGAACAGGAAGAGGAGGAGGAAGAUGGCGUGGGGCCUUGCCUGCCGGUCACCCCGAGGAACUGCCUUCCUCUCCGGGGCAUCAGCGUCCUGGAGAAGCUCGUCAAGACCUGCCCGGUGUGGCUGCAUCUGGGUCUGGGCCGGGCAGAGGCGACCAGGAUCCUGCACCGGGAGGCGGCCGGGACGUUCCUGGUCCGCCGGGACAGCAGCUUGAAGCACCUGGUGCUCUGUGUCCACUUCCCUUCCCCAAACGAGAGCUCAUCCGCGGUGCUGGAAUACACCAUUAAAGAAGAAAAAUCGAUAUUGUACCUGGAAGGCUCGGUUCUUGUGUUUGAGGACAUCUUCAGACUGAUCGCAUUCUACUGUGUCAGUAGAGAUUUACUGCCCUUCAAGCUGAGGCUGCCCCAGGCCAUCCUUGAAGCCAGCAGCUUCACAGACCUCAAGACCAUCUCCAACCUGGGCCUGGGCUUCUGGGACUCCUCGCUGAACCCCCGGCGAGGAGGUGGGAGCCCAGUGGAGGGCCCGAGAGACCCAGCCCCGGGAGCGCCCCCCGCCUCCAUUCUCAGGUCAUCUGCCCAUUACGAAAACUGCUCGUGUGAAAUCGAGCUGUCCUUAGGAAACGGCCGCCUGUGGUUUGUGAAUCCAAUCUUCAUCGAGGACUGCGGCAGCUCCCUGCCGGCUGACCAGCCACCCCCAGGAAGCUGCCCCUUGCGCCCGUCGCCUCCCACCUCCGACGCUACCUCACCCACCUCCAGGUGGGCCCCUCGCCGCCCAGCACCCCCUCCCCCGCCGCUCCCUCUCCAUCCCCCCGGCUCCAGCCGGCCUCCUCCCCCUGCCCUCGCUCCGGCCUGCCCUCUGCCCAGUUCUCCCUCGGCAGCUGCUACCCUGCCUCUGCAUCCGGAGGCCCCUCCUCCCUCACCCCCAGCAUCUGCCCCCCGCCUGGCACCCCACACCCCAGGCCCCCCGGAGCUUCCAAGCCAGCCACCCAUGACAGCCUGUGAGAGGCUCCCACGUCCCCUCGCAGGCCUGGGCCCCCACAGGGAGGACGAGGUGAAGCCGGGGGCAGCCCCCAGCCCCUUGCAGGCCCCCGUCCCUCCAGUGCCGACGAAGAAGAGCCUCCCCGCCGCCCCUCCCAGACGCCGCAUCACGGAGAAGGUCUCCCUGGAGGACCAGAGUGCAGGGAAGGCGCACAGGGGGGCGGCAGCAGAGGGGGAGCCGGUGGGUCUUUCCAGGGCAUCCCCGCUCCACCUGCCUCCCGAGGGGACCUCAGACAGCCCUGGGGACAGGCCUCAGAGAACCACAGAGCAAGGCCAGGAAGCAGUGGCCAAAGCCGGCAAUCUGGGCAGCCUGCCAGAGCCUCCGAGGAAGAUUCGACAACCCCCAGUCCCACCUCCCAGGAAGAAACGGCUCUCCCGGCAGCUGGCCUCGGUCCUCCCAAUUCCCCUGGAGACUGCCGAGCUUUCCAUGGACGGGGAGACCCCCGAGAACCCCACACCCGGUCCACCUGGAGAAGGCCAAGGUCCUGCCCCCACAGCUGGCACUCAGAGCCCGCAUGCCCGGGCCGGGGCCCGGCCCCAGAGCACCCCGGAGUUCAAGGGCUCCCUGGCCUCCCUCUCAGACAGCUUGGGAGUGCCCUCCUCGGCCACAGACCAGGACUCCUACUCGACCAGCAGCACGGAGGAGGAGCUGGAGCAGUUCAGCAGCCCCGGCAUGAAGAAGAAGUCGUCGAUGAUCCUGGGCAAGGCCCGCCACCGCCUGAGCUUCGUGAGCUUCACCAGCGUCUUCAGUGCCUUCCUCUCCAACAACCGCAAGCUGUACAAGAAGGUGGUGGAGCUGGCCCAGGACAAGGCCUCGUACUUCGGCAACCUGGUGCAGGACUACAAAGUGUACAGCCUGGAGAUGAUGGCGCACCAGACCUCCAGUAUGGAGAUGCUGCAGGAAAUCCGCACCAUGAUGACCCAGCUCAAGAGCUACCUGCUGCAGAGCACCGAGCUCAAGGCCCUGGUGGACCCUGCCCUGCACUCCGAGGAGGAGCUAGAAGCCAUUGUGGAGUCUGCCUUGUACAAGUGUGUCCUGAAGCCCCUGAAGGAAGCCAUCAACUCAUGCCUGCGUGAGAUCCACAGCAAGGACGGCUCACUGCAGCAGCUCAAGGAGAACCAGCUGGUGAUCCUAGCCACCACGACCACCGACCUGGGCGUGACCACUAGCGUGCCGGAGGUGCCCGUCAUGGAGAAGAUCCUGCAGAAGUUUGCCAGCAUGCACAAGGCCUACUCGCCCGAGAAGAAGAUCUCCACCCUGCUCAAGACCUGUAAGCUCAUCUACGACUCCAUGGCCCUCGGCAACCCAGGUUCCUACUAUCUGACCACCACCUACGGGGCCCUGGAGCACAUCAAGAACUACGACAAGAUCACGGUGACCCGGCAGCUGAGCGUGGAGGUGCAGGACUCCAUCCACCGCUGGGAGCGCCGGCGCACGCUCAACAAGGCCCGGGCCUCCCGCUCCUCCGUGCAGGACUUCAUCUCCGUGUCGUACCUGGAGCCCGAGCAGCAGUCGCGGACGCUGGCGUCGCGGGCGGACACGCUGGCCGAGGCGCUGUGCGCUCAGUGCGCGGAGAAGUUCGAGGUGGUGCAGCCCCAGGACCACCGGCUCUUCGUGCUGGUGGACGGGCGCUGCUUCCAGCUGGCCGACGAGGCGCUGCCGCACCGCAUCAAGGGCUACCUGCUGCGGAGCGAGCCCAAGCGCGACUUCCACUUCGUGUACCGGCCCCUGGACGGCAGCGGGGGCAGCGGGGGCCCGCCCUGCCUCGUGGUGCGGGAGCCCAACUUCUUGUGAGGCCGGGGCUGCAGCCGCUCCAAAGAAAGUGUUCACCCAGGCGGCGAAGCCGUCAGAAGACCCGGCCCGCGCCCUCACCCCACACACUCACACUCAGCCGCAACCACACACGCGCGCACACACACACACGCACACACUCUCCCAACAGGGAUGCCCACACGUCACACGUGCUCACAACCCACUGAGCGCGCGUAGACCAACGUGGCACUUAAGCAACGUGAUCAGUGGCCCCCAGCGUGCUUCCUGAAGGAGAGUCAUAGCCCCCUAGAGGCCACGUUCUUCAUUAGGCAGAAAGGGAAACAGGCUCAGAGAGAGAAGGGACUCUCCAGCCCCCUGAAGCAAACAGAGCCCAAGCCCGGCCCCUGUUCACACACAGCCCCUCAGGCCAGUCCCUCUGCCCCUGACCCCCAUGCCCACCCGAUCCUCAGUCUUUCCCGGGGAGGGCUUCCCGUCUCCCCAGGACUGUCCUCAGGAGGAGUGGCCUGGCCCCAGCUGCUCCCACGCCCCUCUUCCCACAGGAUGGAGCUGGGAUGCUCUGGACCCUCCCAGCAUCUCAGGAGCAUCUCAGGGUGUGUGAGGAGACAGCCCUCCCGCGACCCCUGCAUAAGAGCCUGUGCUUGGCUCUCAGCACCCACAGCCCCGCCUCAGCUCCCAAGCCCCUCCAGGAGCAGCCAGACGUGCACUGCGACCUCCAAGUGAAGCCAGCUCCAUGGCUACGUGGGUGAGCGCAGCCUCGGCCACGGGGGACAUUGACUGGGCCGUUGCCUUGGGGGGCACCCCAGGGCUGUGGCACCUGUGGCAAGAGGCACUGUGUGGGGAGUGUUUAAUAAAAGCCCUUUUGAAAAGGCGUCUUCUUUUCUCGGGCUAGAGCUCUGCUCAGCCAGCCAGGCCCCCCAUGAACAGCCUAAUCCCCUUCCCAGGUGGAGUACAGAAGACCACCUCCUUUCCACCGAGGGCCCUAUGUUUUGACAGAAUCUGCAGCAUACGCUCAACCCUCAGGGCCCUGGCCCCUGUCUGCCCCUCAGCCUGGUCAUCUCCUGUCUCCUCCCCAACCAUGGUUCCCAUCAUUCCUGCCUCUGCCGCCUAGCCCAGGAAUACCGUUCCAUAUAGUCUUUGCGUGGUCAAACUCUUCUUUAUCCUUCAAAGCCCGUCUCCUCCCCCUGGAGAAAGUCAGCCUUCUCUGACUUCCUAGGCUGGCCAGAUGGUCCUUGUCCAUGUCUCCCAGCCCCCUCGGAUCAUCUCUCUCACAAGAGAUAGCUCAUCAAAUUGCAUUUGUCUAUUGAUAUUUCUGCUUUCUCCACCAAAUUUGGACCCUUCAUGUCU